Orussus abietinus is the source of this 4568-nucleotide messenger RNA. RefSeq names its product semaphorin-5A (gene Sema5c). The annotation marks the transcript as partial. Gene Ontology annotation, molecular function: chemorepellent activity; semaphorin receptor binding. NCBI's taxonomy places the organism in Eukaryota, Metazoa, Arthropoda, Insecta, Hymenoptera, Orussidae. The record is from RefSeq and is a predicted model, not a curated record. Gene Ontology annotation, biological process: negative regulation of axon extension involved in axon guidance; semaphorin-plexin signaling pathway; axon guidance. The transcript is spliced from 13 exons.
UUUUCCAGGGACAAUCUAUACAGGCUAACAUUGACAUUGCUGACACCUUUGGAGCACGCAUCAUGGCCAGCACCCCCAGACAAGGCUUCCGUUUGUCAAGACAAGGGUCAAAGUGCUCAAGACUGUCACAAUUACAUCAAGGUCUUGCUCAGCAACGGCAAGAGCCUUUUCACAUGUGGAACAAAUGCCUUCAGCCCGCAAUGCACAUGGAGAGAGAUCGAAAACAUCAACAGCGUAACAAGUUGGGUCUCCGGGGUGGCAAUGUGUCCUUAUUCGCCGCAUGCAAAUGUGACUGCACUUUUGGCUAGGGGGCCAUCAGGUGGUUUAUUCGCAGGUGCACCGACGGAUUUUUCAGGAUCCGAUCCUGCGAUUUACAGGACACUCGCCUCACCCAGUCUCAGGACGCAUCAGUAUGACUCGAGGUGGUUGAACGACCCCCAAUUUGUGGUCAGCUUCGAGACGGAAGACCACGUCUAUUUUCUAUUUCGAGAAUCGGCGGUGGAGUACAUCAAUUGUGGGAAGAGGAUCUACUCGAGGAUAGCCCGAGUUUGCAAGAACGACCCUGGGGGCCAGACCCUGAUGAGAGACACCUGGACGACAUUCAGCAAGGCUCGACUCAACUGCUCGUUACCUGGGGAAUUCCCAUUUUACUACGACGAGAUACAAGGCGCAGCUUAUCACCCCGACGAGGGUAUCGUAUACGCCACCUUCAUGACUCCCAGUAAUGCGAUAGCUGGAUCGGCCAUAUGCGCUUUCAACAUGUCCGCCAUCACGGCUGCUUUCAAUGGACCCUACAAGCACCAGGAGAAUUCAGGAGCAGCUUGGGCCAGGAAGCCAGUGUCUCACCACAACCGACAGCAUUGUGGCCCUCCACCCAGUAAUGCUCCCCAUCAGAUCAUGGACAACCAGAGGUACCAACUGAUGGACGACGCGGUCCAAGGGACCACCUUGACGCCAUUGCACACUGCUACCUUGGAGAGGUUUACCUACAUCGCCGUGGACGUUACGCCGACCAAGCUGCAUCGUGGAGUGACGGUGCUGUACGUCGCGACGACCGAUGCGCUGAUAAAGAAGAUCUCCGUGUUGCCGAGGACGCAAGAGACCUGCGUGGUGGAAGUAUGGGGCCCAUUACCUUCCCCUGCGGUGACCUUGCAAUUCCUCAAGGCCACGCAGAGUCUCUACGUCGGUAUGGAGACCGGUCUUCUGAGGAUACCGGCGGACCAAUGUCAUCGUCACAAGAAACGCCAGGCAUGUCUGAACGCCCAGGAGCCAUAUUGCGGCUGGAAUGAACAUCUGAUGGAGUGCAGUCCGGCUCCUCAUCAGCAUUACCUGGCCAAUCACUGGGCCCAGGAAGUGACCACGUGUCCUGUCCUAACUGAUCCUGUAGAUGGCGGAUGGAGUGCUUGGAGCUCCUGGACACCUUGCCAGCACGGGACCGAAUCGGGACACUCGCGAUCUUCCCAUAGCCAUCAGCACUCGGAUAAACUUGAGAAAAUGGACACUUGCCAAUGCCAGACCAGGGAGUGCAACAAUCCACCACCGAAGCAGGGUGGCGCUAGUUGCGUCGGGCCCAAAGUUCGCGUCUCCAACUGCACCGUCCAUGGAGGUUGGACGGCAUGGUCCACGUGGUCAGCUUGCACGCAAACUUGCGGAUUCGCCAUGAAAACCAGGAGGCGCACUUGCACCAAUCCAGAACCAGCAUUUGGGGGCCGAGUUUGCGUCGGCCAUGAUCACGACGAAAAUGUUUGCAUUGACCUUCCACCAUGUCCGACUGUCGCAAAAGUAACAUCUUCCCCUCAAAAUGGACAAUGGUCGGCAUGGGGCUCAUGGGGAACAUGCUCUAAGCCAUGUAACGUUGGCAUCAGGAUGAGAAGAAGGACGUGUGAUCAUCCAUCGCCCAGGGAAGGAGGUGCGGAGUGUCCUGGGUGCAGUUUUCAGAUCGAGGACUGCAACACCCAUCCAUGCCCAGAGACCAGAAAGUACUCGAGUUGGACGCCAUGGUUGUCCGUAAAUGCAACGGCAGAAGCUGGAACUAUCGGGUACACAGAAAAACGCUUCCGAUUCAGCUGUCGUGCCCAAACAGAAGACUCGGCCAGUGUUCGAAUUCAGUUGGCAAAAGAAGAAGAACGAUACUGUAGGAGCGAUGGAUCCUGUUUACGGGGAAAUGCAAAUGCAAAUGGGAACAGUGACGUCAAUGCUGAUGGUGGUUGGGGCGAAUGGUCUUUAUGGUCACCAUGCAAUCGCGCGUGUGGUGGAGGGUCUCAGCACAGGGUGAAACAAUGCGAAUCGGCUCCCUGUGAAGGAAUCGCGAUGCAGACCAGAGUCUGCAACAGUCAUCCUUGUCGGGACCUUUCAGACGCCGAAGAAGAUGGCCAAUGGUCUUGUUGGACGGACUGGUCCGAGUGCUCCGUCUCUUGCGGCGUCGGCUUCAGAACAAGAACAAGAGAGUGCCUCGGCCCGGGAGAAUGCGAAGGCUCUGGACAAGUGAAGGAAACUUGCGAAAUGCCCAGCUGCGAGUCUUUGUAUGGCUGGGACUCCUGGGGACAGUGGUCGCCCUGCGACUCCGCUAAUCAGCAACACCGGAAAAGACAAUGUCUGAUCCACACCGAGGACGAGGCUUGCCAGGGACCUAGCCGGGAAGUCAGAAAUUGCAUCCCUGAUUGGAUGGAGAACGAAAUCUCCUAUGCCCAGUCGCGCAGAGUCGAAAUGGCUGGUGUAUCAGUUGGCGCUGUUGUCGGGGGUUGCAUCGCAGGCUUUCUUAUCGGCCUGGGCCUAACUGCAGGUGUCUGCUUUAUCUACCUGAAACGACGCAGACCGCGAGUGCCUGGAAGUCCUCAUUACAUCAGUAAACAGAAUCCAUACGUGACGGUUCCUCUAAAGGAAGUCACCGCAAAGCGUCAGCCAAGUUUCUCUGGAAGUACCAAUGGUAAUGGUACUCUUCGAGGCAAAGGGACUCCGAACGCGAAUGGCCUCGGCAGUCCGAAACUCUACCCAAAAAGUUUGGACUACGAAUCUGCGACCCUGAAGAGAAAUAGCCACGGCCAACCUCAUAUUCGUGCUGACUUGGAUCAAGAUAAAUACUACUGAGGUAGUUAUGGGGAUUUGCAAGCGGGAAAUAGAUCCUGGUCGACGAGAAACCAGACUGGACAAUGUUUUGGAGCAAGUGCCGACAUGAUGGUCUUUGCAUGAAGGAUGAACCAAUCGUAAAUUGAAAACAGUGAUAAGAGACUAGUAGGACGUUGUUCCCAGGAGCCAACAACAUUUAGAAUUAUCAAUCACGGAAAUAGCGUAAUUUCCGGCUUCAGUUUGAAUGAAUUUAAACAAACGCAACGCGGACAGACCAGCGACGCACAAUUUGCAUCAAAUUUCACUCCCAGUAGUUCGUAAAACCCGCCGCGAGGGCGCUGCAUACGUGUCCUCAUUUGGAAUUCUCAUCUGCAAGACGCUAGGAAUGAAUUUGAAUGAAUUUAAACAAACGCAACGCAAAUUGACCAGCGACGCACGAUUUGCAUCAAAUUUCGCUCCCAAUAGUUCGUAAAACCCGCCGCGAGGGCGCUGCAUACGUGUCCUCAUUUGGAAUUCUCAUGUGCAAGACGCUAGGAAUGAAUUUAAACAAACGCAACGCAAAUUGCCAGCGACGCAUGAUUUGCAACAAAUUUCACUCCCAAUAGUUCGUGAAACUCGCCGCGAGGGCGCUGCUUACGAGUCCUCACUUGGAACUCUCAUUUGCAAGUCGCCAGGAAUGAAUUUGAAGAAACGUAACGCGGAUAUACACGUGACACACGAUUUGUCAUAAAUUACACUCUCAAUAGUUCGCGAAACGCGCCGCGAGGGCGCUGCUUACGAGUCCUCAUUUGGAAAUCUCAUCUACAAGUCGCCAGGAAUUAAUUUAAACGAACGCAACGCGGACAGACAAGCGACGCACAAUUUGCAUCAAAUUUCGCUCCCAAUAGUUCGUAAAACCCGCCGUGAGGGCGCUGCUUACGAGUCCUCAUUUGGAAUUCUCAUCUGCAAGAUGUUAGGAAUGAAUUCGAAUGAAUUUAAACAAACGCAACGCGGAUAGACCAGCGACGCACAAUUUGCAUCAAAUUUCACUCCCAAUAGUUCCUGAGACCCGCCGCGAGGGGGCUGCAUACGUGUCCUUAUUUGGAAUUCUCAUCUGCAAGACGCUAGGAAUGAAUUUAAACAAACGUAACGCAGAUAGACACGUGACACACGAUUUGUCAUAAAUUACACUCUCAAUAGUUCACGAAACGCGCCGCGAGGGCGCUGCUUACGAGUUCCCAUUUGGAAUUCUCAUCUAUAUGGCGCCAGGAAUGAAUUUAAACAAACGUAACGCAGAUUGGCCAGCGACGCACAAUUUGCAUCAAAUUUCACUCCCAAUAGUUCGUAAAACCCGCCGCGAGGGCGCUGCAUGCGUGUCCUCAUUUGGAAUUCUCAUCUGCACGACGUUAGGAAUGAAUUUGAAUGAAUUUAAACAAAUACAACGCAGAUUGAUCAGCGACGCACAAUUUGCAUUAAAUUUCAUUCCCAAUAGUUCGUGAAACUGCAAAUUGUUUGUAAACAGA